CGCUGGUGUCGAGCCUGGGUCCCUUCGGAAUAAAAAAAAAAAGCAACCUGAUCGGUUCAGAUUAGAGGCGCUCUAUCAUGAUGGGAUCAUCGCUAACUUAGGUGCCAGAAUCAUGGACCAUCGCCAGGUGUCAGAAUCAUGGGGAGAACAUAGCUCGCAAAUAUACCACCUAGUGGAAAUUUUGGCAUGUCAACCCGAACACGAAGUGCUCCUCAGGCCAUACGGGCGUAAACAAUCACUCUGAGCUCCGCAUUUUGAUAGGCUGAGCACAUGAGGGCGUAAAUACAAAGCAUCGCGGCCCGUGAUAGCGUGUCAGCCCCGCCCAUCAUUCCCAGUGCCUCCCACAAUGCCACCCCCAGUAACGCCUUCUCCCCACCGUUUCCUGCCACCACGCGAACCGCGCGUUCCCAAACCCUCCGCCCUACGAAAUGGCAUCCAGGCCCAGCAACAAACUCCAGCUCAAGCGCGUGGAUUCGCGCCUAUAGCGCACGCAGAACACGUGACUCCAGCGCGCCGCUUUACUUUCGCAUCCCGGUCAGCUAGCAAUAGCGAGAAAUCAGCAGCUGAGCCAACGCAACAAGGCCGGACACAAACACCAAGACCCACACGCAAGCUCAAGCGAGUAGAGAGCAUUGAUGACGCGUCUCAGGGGACAACAGCUGGCGAUUCUGAUGAGGAGCAGUACAAUGGGGUAGAUAAGAACCCUCAAGAAGAAGACGAAGACGAAAACGAGCUCUUGUUCGGUCCAUCGCAGCAUAAACGGCGACGCCUCUCCCUCGCCCAAGCGUCUAUCGAGAACAUCAUCAACACUCCAACAGCUCACCCUCCCUCAACACCAGCGCUGGCAUCCUACCGCUUCCUCCCACAGCGAACACCUGUCCCCGCAGCCGAUCCUACAACUCCGGUAGCCGCACGGCCAACCUUCCUCUUACCAUCUCAUACCUCAUCGAGUCCGCCUUCACAUCCUCUGCCAGAGGCAUUUUCUCCGCAGCGCCGAGGCCAGAAGUAUGUUCCUGGUGGGCUAGCAAGCACCGCCCGGAAUUGGAUCAUGGAGGUUGCGCAUACCACGAAUAGCUCCGCCAAAUCUGGCGCUGGGGAUGGAUACCGGGUCAAGCUACGUGUCUCAGACUUAAGCACAGGGAAUGAUCCAGCUAGACUCGAUAGUGAGCAUGUUGUGGAGAAUAGUCAUGGAGGCAUGCUACUCAUCCAGGGCGCUCUCGAGCCGGAGCGAGAUUAUGGGACUGGAACGGAGGCACGAGCGAUUCUCGCUAGACAUAGUGGGCGGAAGUCUGCUCCUUUGCGAGUAAGGCUUGGUAGUAUAGUAGGUAUAAGAGCGCCGUGGUGGGACGUGGAGAUAAGAGGGAAGAAGUGGAUCGUCGUAGCUGACUGGGGCGUGGUCUGAGCAUUCUUUUACAACGUCAUGCUUUGCUGAUUAUACUGCGUGAGUUAGAUCCCGUUUAGUAUGUCUCGAAGAUAGGUUCUCAUGUCACAUUUCGGUUUUCCAAUACAUGAACAACAUGAGGACC
Mytilinidion resinicola is the source of this 1526-nucleotide messenger RNA. RefSeq lists its product as uncharacterized. The record is from RefSeq and is a predicted model, not a curated record. Lineage: Eukaryota; Fungi; Ascomycota; Dothideomycetes; Mytilinidiales; Mytilinidiaceae. The transcript is spliced from 2 exons. The coding region runs from base 347 to 1402 and encodes 351 amino acids.